Molecule: messenger RNA, 1102 nt
Organism: Ilex paraguariensis (yerba mate)
Lineage: Eukaryota; Viridiplantae; Streptophyta; Magnoliopsida; Aquifoliales; Aquifoliaceae
Source: the annotation of a GenBank genome assembly
AUGGUAAUGGAUCUCAAAACAAUUAAACUAGACAUGUAUGAGCUCAUAACUGAGUUUGCUCACUCAUACACUCGCAUUUGUGUGGAAGGUGAUAUUGGUGUUGCUCUGGUGUUGAUUGGGUGUUGUUGCUGGCGUUGUUUCGGUUUCUCUGGUGGCAGUGGAGUUCCUCUUUUCCCUACUCACACUCAGUUUGAAGGGGAAGAUCCUUGUUUGGCUACCAGUGUGGGAUCUCUCCAGCUGUGGCUUAUUCCUAUUCCUCAUUUGGAUAAGGCCAAUGGGUUAGAACCACAUCUGAUUAAGCCUAACUCCACGAAGUCCAGUCAAGCAACCCAUUUAGACUGUGUUUGUCGAUGGCUUGGUUUGGUAUUGUGUUGUGUUGCUUCUACUGUUGAUGAAGUUGACGGUGUUCGAAUGGUUGUUGCCAUGAUUCGGGGUGAUAUUGGUGUUGCUCUGGUGUUGAUUGGGUGUUGUUGCUGGCGUUGUUUCGGUUUCUCUGGUGGCAGUGGAGUUCCUCUUUUCCCUACUCACACUCAGUUUGAAGGGGAAGAUCCUUGUUUGGCUACCAGUGUGGGAUCUCUCCAGCUGUGGCUUAUUCCUAUUCCUCAUUUGGAUAAGGCCAAUGGUGGAGUUCCUCUUUUCCCUACUCACACUCAGUUUGAAGGGGAAGAUCCUUGUUUGGCUACCAGUGUGGGAUCUCUCCAGCUGUGGCUUAUUCCUAUUCCUCAUUUGGAUAAGGCCAAUGGGUUAGAACCACAUCUGAUUAAGCCUAACUCCACGAAGUCCAGUCAAGCAACCCAUUUAGACGUCCAGGCCCAGUCCAGCAGUUGAUCCUGUCAAACCAAACCGGUUCAGCUCAACUGAACCAGUUCAGUUCCUUUCCUUUCAACUGGUUCAGUUCAGACUCCGGUUCAGGCUGUCAGGGUGUCCUCUGGUCCGGUUCAGGAAGCUUCACCGCCGGUUCAAUCCACUGCAGGACGGUUUCUGCCUCGGUUCCCACCAGUUCAGCCUUUCCUAGGCCAGUUCUGCUUUCUUUUCCCCUGGUUCAGACCUCUUUGGGCUGGUUCAACAACUUCUCCUGCGGUUCCAACUGUUGUCCAGCCGG